This is a messenger RNA of Pomacea canaliculata, 6052 nucleotides long. RefSeq names its product zwei Ig domain protein zig-8-like. Gene Ontology annotation, cellular component: neuron projection membrane. The transcript has 8 exons. The record is from RefSeq and is a predicted model, not a curated record. The coding region runs from base 1510 to 2646 and encodes 378 amino acids. Gene Ontology annotation, biological process: synapse organization. Lineage: Eukaryota; Metazoa; Mollusca; Gastropoda; Architaenioglossa; Ampullariidae.
CGUCUGUGACAGACGAGCAAGUUGUCCUCGUCUCUUUGUCCACAGGCUGUGAGGACAUCACCGCCCUGUACCGCGGUGUGGAGGAUGAAGGGGGUCGCCGAGUUCAAGUUCCAAGCCCGCCCCUGCUCUGAGAUCAUCAAGCGCCUUUUCUAUGAGCUCGGCCCUCCGCUGAAAUCAAAGUGGUGUCGGCUGAUGUGGCUACAAGGGUUGAAGACUCCUUUAUUUCUUCUUCAUCUCUCUAUCUCUCACCGCGCGAGGGCGUCGAUGUAAACGGGUGGGUUGCGGGGUGUAGUGGAUGUGGGAUCAGCGAACUUUAGAAAGAGGUAACCCCAGCUCGUGGUGUGCACCAAGCAGCGGUGUGCGCGGCGCCUGGCGAGCGGUUGUCUCCCCCUGCUGGUGGUAGCUAGAUGUCGCUGGCAGUGGCUGCAGCACCGUCGGUGCAGGUGGACGAACAUAACGACUGCUCCGAUGUUCUCUCCGGCUCAGGUGAGGAAACAAAGGCGCCCAGGUGCGAACUGGUGGGAGGUCCGCGCUCGAGCGUAGUCGGGUGGUGGUGGAAGCUUCGGUAAACAUCCACCCGGGGCUGUUGUUGGAAGAGUUUAUUAAAGUUGCGUCCCGUGGCGAACACAAGCGAGGUCAACGCUGAGCGACUCUGAGCUCAGCAGUCACGUGGUCCCUAUCCUUCCCCCCAACUCAGCGAUCGAACAAAUUGACGGCGGGAGGGAGGCCGGCAGGCAGAAGAGCGCCGGUCAUCUGAUGUUCGCAACUUUCUUCUCGUCGUCAGAUCUCGCUGUCCCCUCCGCACGUGCAGGAACAUCACCCACAAAGCACGCGGCGUGUGUGAUGCUGCUUUAAUUAGGUAUUCCUCUGAGGUUGGGGAUGUUCAUACAGAGCCACGUCACUCCCAGUCUUCCGGACUUCGUUAUUGGUUUACCCCAGGAUGUACAACAAAUACAAGACUGCUUCGUCUGUGUGAACCUUGACCUCCCCCUCCUCCCUGCUUCUUUAACUUCCUGAAGAGGUCAGUUUUAUUUUAUGGAAAAUUCGGAGAGAAGAGUUUUAACUCUUGUGGCAUUCUCAACAUUUUUAUUCGUCCUAUUGUCACGGUCUAUCUUUCCAUGUGUGAAAUUCAGCCAAUGAUUUGCACGGUGACAAUGAUUCAACAAGCCAGCCCCAGUUAUUGGACAUUGCAUCCAAACAGUGGUAGGACUUAAUCAUGAAAGGGGAUUAACAGCAUAAGUGAGAAAAAAAAGUUAAUAAUCCAGCUACACGUUUUUGAAGUGAGAUUAAGAGAAAGCGAAAAAAUUGUCGAGGAAUUAAAAUUUGAAAUUUCAUCCACCCGCCAAUCUCCUGUCAGGUGGACCAUGGACCGCAGGGUUCGGACAAAGCUCCAAAGACGUGUCUAGGAUUUUUUAAAACAAAAUUCGACUUACAAGAGAGUCGGUGGGGAAAGAAAACUACCAAAGGUGUGGUGUCUUCCUGUGUUAACACCAUAAACGUGACGCUGCAAUGCCAGGGGCAUCAUGGGAAAUGCGGAAGCUGACUGUUUCACGUGAGGAUAACGUACUAGCGACAUCGGUGAGGAGCAGGGAGAUGCUGCAGCCUUGCGUGAUGGAUGUCUGGCGCCCCCGGCCGCCGUCGUCCUUCGUGGUGGGGAUAGCGGUGCUAGUGCUUUUGCAGACUUGGAUCUCCGGCACAUGCGCAGCGGUGACUUCCGCACCAGGUGAUGCCAGGGGUGAGCGGGUGGGCCCGGGUACCUUGCUGCCGGAGUUCCUGCCCACACCCUCCAAUGUCACCGUCAGGCGAGGCGCCCUGGCCAUCCUGCACUGCUGGGUCAAACACCUGGGGUCCAGGGAGGUGGCGUGGCGACGCAUAUCAGACGACCAGUUCCUGACUAUAGGAAAAGUCACGUGGGUGCAGGAUUCGAACCUCAUUUUGGAGCACUUACGAAAAACCGAUGACGUGACCACCUGGGACCUCAUCUUGCGGCGAGCGCAGCCGGAACACGCGGGGGACUACGAGUGUCAGAUCACUACCUCACUCAAGCAUGUCCACCUGGUCACACUGUCUGUGAUAGAGGAACCAUCUUACCGAGCCGAGAUGCUGGUCUACUCCGGUCACAUGAUCCACCUGGUGUGUAACGUCUCCACUGAGAACGCCACCUACUAUAACCUGCACUGGUUCAAGGACGGGGUGGAGGUGAACUCAUUCUCCCACCCUGACAUUCUAGUGACCAGAUACCAGAUAGAGGCCUCCCGGAUGUUCGUGUCUGACUUGAUCAUCGACAAUGCCUCCCAGCAGGACUCCGGAGUAUACGCCUGUCGCACGUCUAACGACCUGGAGGUAGACAGCACCAAGAUCACAGUCCUUCGCGUGGAUACGACCAACCGCAAAAGAGAAGAGGCUCGCGAAGAUGUAGGGGCGGAGCGAGUUCAAGAUGUCCAGGACAGCCGCACCAUCAUGAAGGGUCACAGCUCCUACUUCGGCACACCAGAAGGGACGGACUCUCAGGAUACUCAUAGCACAAGCAGCGGGAACAGUGAAGUCAGAACACGAAGCUGGUGCAGCCUGCUGCCCACAUUACUAACCAUGUGGACCUGGUGGACGUUAGGACACCUGCAACACUGUCUUCGUUUCGGUUCUUGACAGAUUUGCAGACAGAAAGACGGAGAAAGAUGACCAGUGAAUGGCCUCAGGCAAGAGGCGCAAAGGGAGACAAAUGCAUCUCGAGUUCUUGGUCUUGCGCCGCCAUGGUGUUUAACGUUCAUCAAACGAUUACAGCAAGUCUUUCGUCUGGACAGUGCAUACUGUGGGAGUUUGGGGAGCUUUUUACAUCGCGUUUGUCGUCAGUCUCGAAGCUUUUCGUCGACUUGUUCUGGGGAAAAGGUUAUUCUUUGCAGUCCAUGUCUUACUGAUAGUCUUGACAGCGCCAUUGUAUUAUCUUGUUGGUGGCGCUUUGCUGUUGCUGUUACCGUGUUACUGAUGAUCAUUAGGACAUUUUGGGUUUUGCGGAUGAUCAUGGUGUGUGAAUGUGCGCGAGAUUCGAUUCUUUCAAACGGAUGAUGACAAGAGUAUUGAACCUAACCCUUACAGAGAUAUGAAGAUUGGAUUCAGUGAUACUUCAUAUCUUUUCAGCCAUACCAGAUUAGAAUAAAUAAAUCCCUUUGUGGCUUCUUGCUCUUAGUUUGACUUCAAUGGCUUAUCGACAGUUCACCCGUUCUUCAAUGUAUGUUUGACCAAUGUCCACAAAUUUUCUAGACAAAAAUCUUUAGCGAUUGGGAUUUGCAGGAAGAAUUAGUAAGGUCGCCUUUCAACGUUUAGUAAUCAAUUUGCAGAGUAAGAAUCCAUGAAUCAUGGGAAAUCAUGUGAUAUAUUAUGAGGAAAGGUUUGCCUAGUAAGGAAGACUGCAUGUUCACUGUCAACAGAUGAUGUCCGUGGGUGAUUUGAAUGAUGAAUUACAAAUGUCUACCUAGUGAAAAUAUCUGAGUGCAUUAGAGUUUUUGUCCUUUACAAUAUAAAUCCAAAGAGCUUUCGAAAGUGUGUGUGUGUGUGAGUGAGAGAGAGAGAUAAAAUUACAGUGAGAGGUGCCAGUAUUUAAAAACACAAAAUACUGUAGUUCUUUUUACUAUUUUUAUGUUUUGACCUGUUCUUCCAAAAGUCAGCGAUUAUUAGCUAUUUUCCCGCUCAUUUUAAUUUUGCUGUUACCAGUUUAUUAAGAAAACCUAGUAAAUAAAAAUGCUCAUUAAGCAAAUAAAUUUAAUUUGUCAAAACAUUUAAUAAUAAUAAAAUACAAUUAAAACAUGAUUUGAUUUGCAAGAGAUUUAUCUCUAUUUAUAAAUAAAUAUUAAUGACUGUUGAACAAGACAUAAAACCGGUAAAAUCGUGUAUCAAAAAUACCAAUCGAAGUAAUUAGUGUUUGUGGUGUGUGUGUGAAAGAGAGCUCACUUUGAUGUUCAUCUAAUUUGUUAAUUUUGUUUUCUGUUUGAGACUCUGAAAGCAACAACAUAACUCGCAGUUGCAUAAUGGCUUUUGUCCCGUUUGGCAUGCACUCACUUUUAAUAAUGUACAUUAUUAUCCAGCUUUUAUCACCGAUUCUUAGCUUUUUGCCAUCUUAUUAUUUAUGGCGAUACUCAGUGUUAAGAUUUACCUCAUUGAUGCACUGGUUUCUAUGAGUGCUAAACAUGUUGGCUGAGGUGAGUGAUAUGAUGUUCACCUGGCCAUGGCGGUGCUGUUGGUAUUUGGCUGUUGUCCACACUGCUGGCUUGGUCUUCGUCCCCAACAACUGUAGAACUGGAACUGUAUCCUUCGAAACCAAUGUACAUUCAUUCAAAUGACUACAGUCGUGUGGAAUUGAAUGUUGUCAUUGUCCUUUCAGUUGACUGCUUUAUAAUAUGGGUUUUUUUUCGUUUUACGUGCCUGUUUCAUGAUAUUUUUUUGUCUAUAGAACUAGAAUAGAAUACUCAAUUUUUGAAAGAAAGAAGGUAUUUGAUAGUAUGAAAUCUUCACUUAUGCAUACAAUGGACGUGAGACUAAGUAACAGGUUAGUGCGUUUGAAAGUGAAAGUGUGCUCUUGUGCGAAAACAAAACUACUGGUAAACAAAUUGGUCUUUCUUAUUCCUGAUAUAAGCUUUGUCUUCGUGUUGUCCGCUUUUGCAAAAACAAUCAACACUCACUUUUAGAUCAAUUGAUGUAAAUCAGUAAAUGCUGGGGUUUUUUUUCUUCCUUUUUUUUUUCGUUUUUUGUUUUGGUCUAAGGCAAUGGAUGUAAUUACUUUUAAGCAUUUCCAUCACCGUCCUUCGGAAGAGAAAUAGACAAGAAAGCUUUAGUCUUCAUGUUGUAUGGCGUAAGAAACUCUUAGUAAUUCUCAGGCUUCUAAAAGCUGAAAAUAGAAAAGUCCACUUUAGAAUACUUUGUUACAUAGUUUGUGCACUUCUGAUGUCUAAUAAACAGAGAACGCGCGCGCGCACGGACACACACCCUCACAUACACACAAAACAGAGAGAAAAAUAGAGAGGAAAGCAUGAUGAGAGAAUUCAACAGCAAUCUUUGAACUAAUGUAUUCUAAAAAAUUAAAAUACUCUGAAAUUUUAGAGAAGACAAAGCAGAUUUGUGGUUGGAGUUGUCGCAUCAUUAAGCUGUACAGUAGCUGGUGCGUAAAUUCUGAUAGUAAUAGGUAUACAUGUAAUUGCUUUACCUGGAUUGUCUUGGAUUUUUUUUUCAAAGAUGUAACCACAGAAUUUCUGAUAUGUUAUACUACAGUGAACACAAAAAUACCUGGACAAAGCACUCCGUUAAUUUAAUGGGAAUCGCAUCUUAACAACUCAAUAAUUAUUCAAGUAAAAGUAACACGUGACAUUGGAAUCAUUAGUACUAGAACUUCCAUAACACAUGUGACAUUUAACUCUUGACAUUUAGUAUGAAACCUUCUUAGGUCUCGUGUCACACGGCGGUACGUGAGUAUAUCUCCAAUUAGUGUAUUUAUCUUAUUAGUUCGAUCUUUUAGCUCAGGUACAUAUAUUUUUUGGUUACUGUUCUGGUUCAGUGAAUUCCCUUGACUUGAUGUAUGUAUGCAUGUGAGGUAUUUCUACUUUUCCUUCUUUUUAAAUUCUGGUUUCGUUGGCUGAGUAAUGUAAUUAACAGAUGUGUAGCUGUGCAUGGUUCUUUGAUGUUUAUCCAGGACUUUUAUAGAAACUUACGCAGUUUGUGGGUUUAUCAAAAGUCUAGUAAGACCAGUUGUACUCGAAUGACAAGAUUUUGACUAUUUUAUGUAUUUAUUUUCAACGAUUUGAAAGGGAACUCUACCAACGGCUAAAAGAACUUCCAUUAAAACGUUUCAGAAAAUGAAAUUCACAAUGGUUUAUGUUUUGGUUUUUAAUGGCACCUAUCAUAAUAUAUGUAUACGUGUGCGUGUGUGUGGAGAAAGAAGGAUUAAAGUGUUAUUGAUUUUGAAAGUUUGGCAACCAGAAUUAUAAUGGAAAUAUUUUGAAAUUAAUUCACGAUAAAUAGUAAAUAUGGGUCUCAUUAAGGUUGUCAAGUAAUCAUAUAUUUGUAA